UCAAGCAGCGGUGGGGACAGCAUUCUAAUGAUUGAGGAUAGUUAACCCGCGGGCGAUGGUGGGUGGGGCCAGUUUGUCUCUUCGGCUAAUUGGAGCACACUGCGUUCAGCGGAUUCUUUUUUCGUUUUGUCCUGCUGUUUGGGAAAUUAACUGCAACAACCUGCCACACCCUGAACCCCCAACAGCAUUUCAGCUGGAACUACAGUUAUCAAGACUAAUGUUGAUUCUUCGCUCCUGUGCUGUUACAACCGGCGCUUCCUGAAUAUAAAACCAAAUCGACUGUUUCGACAGCUAUCCUUACAGACAUCACACAAGCUGUCUGUCCUGUCACGGAUUUCCACUGCCUCGCAAUUCCUCCCAACACCCCUCUACUCCAUAAAGUUUGCAGCCUACCUCUUCCUUGGCAGUUCUCCUUUCCCGUUUGGUGAGCAAACAGGUUUAGAAAACCCUGAUGGAGCCAAGCUGUUGUCAUCCUACAAAAGAUUCUGGACUGAGGAGCUUUUGAAGAAACAUUCAAGCCCUACAUCAUGUUUUCCAUGUAUAAAGGGUGUCUGUUUAUAGGCACAAUUAUGGUUUGUGGAAUGUUGUACAUAUUUGGCAGUCUGGAUAACUACGAAUAUAUUAAAAACUUCUUCAGACCUUCCUCAUCCCGGAUAAAGAAUUACAGAAAUGUAUCAAAUAUAAUUGUAGAAUCUGGGAUUAUGUUUGUGGAGACAUCUGAUAAGGUUGAGCCAACACCAUUGACAGUGUGUUCAGUGGAGUCUGCUGCCUGGUUAAAUCCAGAAAAGCGUAUCUAUUUCUUCAUGAAGGAAUUCAGUGGCAAUUUAACACAGUAUCCACAACCUGACUAUGCUGGCAUCCCUUUGCUUUCCUCAAUUAGUAAUGUUGAUGUUCUACCCUUGAAUCCCACUGAACUGUUUGAAGACACUCCCCUGAUUGCCUGGUAUCAAAAGGUAAAUCCAAAUGCAGAAAGGUAUUGGACCCAUGUACUUGCUGAUGGCUGCAGGUUAGCAUUGCUCUGGAAAUAUGGUGGGAUCUACCUGGAUACUGACAUUAUAUCACUGAAGCCAUUACCAUUUGCUAACUUUACCUGCUUAGAAGAUGGAAGUUUCUUCAAUAAUGCAGCUUUAGGAUUUCAUUAUAUCCACCAUAAUUUUCUGUUGGACUGCAUGAAAGAUUUUGUUGCCAAUUAUAUUGGACAUGUUUGGGGCCAGCAAGGCCCAAGACUGAUAACACGUGUUUUGAAGCAAUGGUGUCAGUCCGAUAACCCAAGUGCCUUCACUGGAAAAGAAUGCAAUGGAAUCUCUUUAUGGGUCACAAGGCGGUUCUAUCCAAUCCCCUAUUCAAACUGGGGGAGCUACUAUAACCACUGGAAAAAGGAGGAUAUAGAGAGAUACUUCUCAGAUACUUACGGUGCUCACAUCUGGAACUAUAUGAAUUCCGGCAGAAAGAGAAAAGUAACUGCUGGAAGUGGAUCAUUACUUGAAUAUCUUUUUCAGAUGCAUUGUCCGACUACUUACAAAACUUUAGUUCAAUGAGUUGAAACUCCCGUAUAUCCUGAGGUUUUGGGGACUUGAGGUCACUAAAUGUACAGAUGAUCCAAAAUGGUGUUACAAUUUGGAAAAACAAGCUAUAAAUCCCACCGUCACUUUAUCAUUUGACUCGAUAACAUUUGCUCCAAUUGAGUUCCAUUGUAAAUGCUCGAUAAGGCAACACAAAGAUGGCCGUUUGCUCCAUAAGGAGCAUUAAAAAUGGCCAGAAUUUUCUCCUUCCUCAGAUGGUGAGAAGGGGAGAUAAUCAGGCCAAUUAAGAGGCACACCUUGAGGUGGGCGAGGUGACCAGUUACCUGAUUGGGGAACCAUAGCAACCGACCUGUGGGGUUCAUGGAGAGCCUUCCAUUACCUCACACUGGGGGCAAUGGAGGUGAGGCUGGGGACAUUUGAAGCUCAUCCCCCUGCCCUUGUCUCCAAAUCCCCUGACAACCGUCACCCAACAAUCCCUGCCAUUCCCAACCUUUGAUUGGUCACCAGCAUCUGGAAACACCAGGAUGCCAGUGUUGAGACCUGUGACAGGGUGUGAUCCCUGCCCACACAUGCUUAUUGGCUCUUCAUGAGCUGACUGGCACAGAAUAUGGAGAGUUAUCUUAUCAGGUGGGGUUAGCGUAUUAAUUGCCAGCAAACACACUCCUCCCAAUACUUCAGGAAAAUACGGAGAAAACUGCACCCGUAGUGUUAAGGUUCUCUUGUGGAAUGUAUGGUUUGAAUUCUAUCUUCAGGAGUUUGAUUUCAAAGCAUAUUGUUUGGGUUCCUCUUGUGGCAAUGCUUAUUUUGUUCAGUGUCAAUCCUACCUGGGAAUGCUUGAUGCCAACUAAUUCAAUCUUUUCCCUAGAGUUCAAAAGUAGGGGAUAUAAUUUUAAGGAGAGAGGAGAAAGAUUUAAAAAUGACCUGAAGGG
Molecule: messenger RNA, 2452 nt
Organism: Chiloscyllium plagiosum (whitespotted bambooshark)
Lineage: Eukaryota; Metazoa; Chordata; Chondrichthyes; Orectolobiformes; Hemiscylliidae
Product: alpha-1,4-N-acetylglucosaminyltransferase-like
Biological process (GO): protein O-linked glycosylation
Molecular function (GO): acetylglucosaminyltransferase activity
Source: RefSeq, a predicted model, not a curated record